AUGAGCAUGAAAGCUAUUCCGUAUGGACCCCGCGGCUUGCUCGCCCUGGGCGAGAAUGAUCCAAAAAAUCGGAUCUUGCUCAACUUCGGUGAGGCACCCAUGCUACAGGUAUCCGACUACUCCGAGGCAGCUGUUCAGUCGGUUGCCGACUUCUUGCGCUUCCAGAAGCGACGCUACCGGUACCUAUACGACGACUAUGUCUUGUUCCCUCACGGCGAAGAUCCCCCUCGCGUCAAUGGAAUCUUCCUGAAAAUCCGGGAUAUCGACACUGAAAUGGUUCAGCAUCCGUGGUUUAACAACCUCAUGGGCGAAUACCUCAACAACUGCACCGUUACAGUAUCCUUCUGGGACGAGAUCUUAAACACCGUGGAACGUGAUCAGGUCGCAAAUACUCCCACGACGUGA
Vanrija pseudolonga is the source of this 405-nucleotide messenger RNA. RefSeq lists its product as uncharacterized. The record is from RefSeq and is a predicted model, not a curated record. The transcript has a single exon. The coding region runs from base 1 to 405 and encodes 134 amino acids. Lineage: Eukaryota; Fungi; Basidiomycota; Tremellomycetes; Trichosporonales; Trichosporonaceae.